Molecule: messenger RNA, 2204 nt
Organism: Cygnus olor (mute swan)
Lineage: Eukaryota; Metazoa; Chordata; Aves; Anseriformes; Anatidae
Product: dynactin subunit 2-like
Exons: 13
Coding region: 980-2089 (369 amino acids)
Biological process (GO): mitotic spindle organization
Cellular component (GO): cytoplasm; dynactin complex; centrosome
Source: RefSeq, a predicted model, not a curated record
GACUAGGUGAUCUUGGAGGUCUCUUCCAAGCUAAAUGAUUCUGUGAUUCUGUGAUUCAUUCUUAGUCAUAACUGGUGACCGUGACUCUCCUUUACUGGUUUGUGGAAAGGCUGCUCCGCCCGUAACUUGCGAGGCUUGUGCUCCCUGCUAUGAACUGGUUGGAAAGCCCUGGCUCUUUCAGAACCUGAUUUGCCCAUUAGACCAAAGGCUCAGGCAUGCUCGGAAUGUGGGUCUGUGACAGAAUUCACACCAUCACUGCUUCUGGAAGCCUGCUGCAUGCCCACCAAGGCUGCUGCCAUCAUUGUGCACCCAGCUCUGCCACAAGCACCUUGUUUCUCCUCAGGUGCGGCCUCGGGCAAGGUGCCCCUCCUGGCUCCCUGCAGGAGAGCUUUAGGGGCUUCAAAGAAUAGGUUCUGCCGGGCUUUGCUGUUGCUUUGCCCUUUGGAACAAAAGCACAAACCUGUGCUACAACACUGCAGUCGUGCAGCAAUGCUGGAGCACAACCAACAGGCUGCCCUGAGAAGCGCAACCCCCUGCCCCACUGUGUGCCCCCCAUUUUCACUUGCGUGUGCCUCCACUCCCAUAUGACCCCCUUUCCCUCCACCAUUUCCACCCCCAUAUGUCUCCCCCCCCGAAUUUUCACUCAGUGUGCCCCCCUGUGUGCAGCCCCACGUGCCCCCACCCCGAUUUGCACCAUCAGUGUCCCUCCCCAGAUUUUCCCCGACUGCACCACGGGGUGCCCCCAGCCCCAUGUGUCCCCUUGUGUCUCUUCCCCCCCCUUCCCCCCAGCAUGCCCUGUGGCACAGAACCUUCCAGAGCGGCCCCACCCAGCCACCCCUGCCCUCGCUCAGCUCUGCCUCGCACCUGCCCUGGCUGUGAGCAGCUGCCAGCCCUGUCCAACACCAGCCUGGAGCCGUCUCCAUUGGCACCCCAGAACUAGCACUGCCCCAGAACCGGGCCUCUUAGCGAUCCCCCAGCCAUGGCCACCCUCAAGUUUGCCGACCUGCCCAGCAUCGCCUGGAAUGAACCAGAGGUCUAUGAGACCAGUGACACACUCAAGGGUGACCAGGCCGAGUUUGAGAUGGAGGAGCUUACCAGCACCAGUGUGGAGCACUUCAUCGUCAACCCCAACGCUGCCUUUGAGAAUUUCAAGGACAAGCGCCUGGGCACCAAGGGAGUGGAUUUCUCCGACAGCACAAGCAAGACCAGUACAACAGGCUACAAGUCUGGAGAGCAUGAAAACAGCGUAUUGAAGGAGUCGGAGGCCGAGGAGGAGCUGAUGCCCGUGGCCUUGGCCAGGCAGGUGGAAGGCCUGAAGCAGCAGCUGGUCUCCAGCCACCUGCAGAAGCUACUGGGCCCUGCUGCAGCCAUAGACUUUACAGACUCCGAAGGCACGCUGGCCAAGCGCCUGUUGCAGCAGCUGGAGGUGGUGAAGUGCAAGAAGGCAGUGUCAGGGGAGAGACCCGACAAGGCCCCAGCCCCCACUGGAGACAUGCUCACCUUUGAGCUCUACUGGAGGCCAGAGCAGGACCAGUUCUCCCAGGCUGCUAGUAUUGCAGAGCUGGAGAAGCGGUUGGCACAGCUGGAGGUGAUGGUACGGUAUGAACCUGACAGCCAGAACCCACUGCUGGUUGGGCUGAAGGGCACCAGCCUUGUGGAGACCGUGCAGAUCCUCCAAGCCGGAGUGAACAUCCUGGACAUGGCUGUGCUGGACCAAGUGGAGGCCCGGCUACAGAGCGUCCUGCAGAAGGUCAUUGAAAACACCGAGCACAAGGCAAUCGUGCUAGACCCUGAAACCCAGAGCAAAAUACACCAGGUCCAUGAGAUGAUGCAGCACUGGGACCCUGUGGCCAGCAGUCUGCCUGAUGUGGUACAGCGACUGCUGACCCUCAGGGACCUGCAUGAGGAAGCCACGUGGUUCAUGCAGGCCCUGGUAUACUGGGAGACCACGCAGCAGGAGAUGGUUGCUGCUCUCAGGAGCAAGGCCUUGCUGCUGGUGGAGGUCCAGAAGAUGUUAAAGGAAAAUCUGGCCAUUGUACAGGACAAUUUUUCAUCUCUAAAAGCCCACAUCAAACAGUUGCAGCAGUGAGAGAAACCCAGAGUCCCUUCAGGCAUUGCUGCCCCCCCAGACUCCACAACCCCCUUGGAAUCCUUCCCGACCUGGAAGGCUUUUUUUCCACCCCAUUUCUAAAUAAACGUUUUGU